Molecule: messenger RNA, 637 nt
Organism: Zea mays
Lineage: Eukaryota; Viridiplantae; Streptophyta; Magnoliopsida; Poales; Poaceae
Product: phytosulfokine peptide precursor 1
Exons: 2
Coding region: 104-400 (98 amino acids)
Biological process (GO): cell population proliferation
Cellular component (GO): extracellular region
Molecular function (GO): growth factor activity
Source: RefSeq, marked provisional
CCAGUCCGUCCGUCCAGCGUCCACUCGCCCACCGUUUCCGCUCCAUCCCCGGCCCCCACUUCCCCGUUCGAGAGACGAAAACCGACCAUUCAUUCCUUCUUCCAUGGCGAGGAGGGCGACGGUGAUGGUGCUCGCGGCGGCGCUCGCGGUCCUCCUGCUGGCGUCGUCGUCGUCGAAGACGGCCCCCGUGGCCAGCGCCGCCCGGGACGACCCCUCGGCAGCGGCGGCGGCGGCCGUCACUUCUUCUCGUGACCUGCAGAAGGAUGGAUCGGCGGCGGCGGCGGAAGGGAAGGGGAAGGAGAAGGAGUGCGAGGGCGCCAACGACGAGGACGAGUGCAUGAUGAGGCGCACGCUGGCCGCGCACACCGACUACAUCUACACCCAGCAGCACCACGGCUGAUCCAAUAGAAUCCGUCCUAGGUUACAUGCGUUGCUCUCGUACGUGUGUUCGUGUCCGUCCGUGCUCGUGUCGUGUACUCGUGUGUGUGUGUGUGUGUGUGUGUGUGAAACGCCAGCGCGUGCUGCUUCUGCUGCGUCGUUAUUACCUGCGUGUCAAAUAAAUUCUUUUUUUUGUCCCAAGUCACACCGUUGAACGACACACAGCGCAUGUGUGUAAUAAAGAGAAGAGUCUCCGGCC